AUGCCCUGCAUUCUUAAUUUCACCAUCCAUGACAAGGGUCGGCCUUUGCCAAAAUUUGGUGAGUGGGAUGUAAACAAUCCGGCGUCGGCUGAUGGAUUUACGGUCAUUUUCGCCAAGGCUAGGGAUGAGAAGAAAGCCACCGGAACCGCCGCUGGGGCCCCUGGACAGAAAAACUACGACAAUAAUCCACCACGACGGACAGAUGCCAGAGCGGAACAACAACAUCCCCCUUCCCCAACGAAGACUAGUGGUAAUGCUUUUGAAGCCAUGAAUAUUAUGUUAUGUGGAGAAGUUGAAAGUUGA
Messenger RNA from Oldenlandia corymbosa var. corymbosa, 303 nucleotides. The record is from the annotation of a GenBank genome assembly. NCBI's taxonomy places the organism in Eukaryota, Viridiplantae, Streptophyta, Magnoliopsida, Gentianales, Rubiaceae.